Molecule: messenger RNA, 555 nt
Organism: Lottia gigantea (owl limpet)
Lineage: Eukaryota; Metazoa; Mollusca; Gastropoda; Lottiidae
Exons: 6
Coding region: 1-555 (184 amino acids)
Biological process (GO): cell surface receptor protein tyrosine kinase signaling pathway
Cellular component (GO): cytoplasmic side of plasma membrane
Molecular function (GO): protein binding
Source: RefSeq, a predicted model, not a curated record
AUGUCGUUAUUGGUAGUAACUAGAGUUAUCUUUCUUAGCGCACCUGCAUUCGUAGAUGGCAUUUUUAUAUUCAUAGUUUUUAUCAUGGAAACCAAUACCAAUGAAUCACAUGGAGAUAAACAGUCUGAGAAACUUCCUGAUAUGGAUACCUUAAAGCAAAUAAAACCAACUAAAGAAAGUGUUUCUAGUUUAAAUGGGAAGAAGAAUUUAAAAGGAAAACCAAAACCCUUAUAUUUUUGGACGAGUGCUGAUGUCAAUAAAUGGUUGAGGAAGCAUGGUGGAGUGUGUUAUGAUUUAUAUGGUGAUAUGUUGUAUCAGAAUGAUGUCACAGGUAGAACAUUAAUUAAAAUAAAUGAAAUAAAAUUAGAAAAGAUUGGAAUAACUGAUGUUACACAUAGAAAAGACAUGAUGCAGCACAUCUUAAGAUUAAGAUUAAAACACGAGGUGACAGAUUUGAAAAAUCUGGGACAGAAAGGAUCAGGGUUUGAAUUGAAACUUCCAGAAUCUUCUCGAAUACCACAACAAGAAAAGACAGACAAAUCUAGUGAGAAAUAG